CCGCGGGCCGCCAUGGCCGCGUCCCCCGGCUCGGGCAGCGCCAACCCGCGCAAGUUCAGCGAGAAGAUCGCGCUACACACGCAGCGUCAGGCCGAGGAGACGCGGGCCUUCGAGCAGCUCAUGACGGACCUCACGCUGUCCCGGGUUCAGUUUCAGAAGCUUCAGCAACUACGCCUCACACAGUCUCGAAAUCAGUACCAUGGAGGGUCAUUACCCAAUGUGAACCAGCUGCGCAACAGUGCAGCAGAAUUUCAGCCAUCAUUUCACCAGGUUGAUAACAUUCGAGGAACACGUCACCAUGGGCUUGUCGAAAGAGUCUCCCGGAAUCGCUUUCAUCCCUUGCACCGAAGAUCUGGGGAUAAACCAGGAAGACAAUUUGACAGCAUUUCUUAUGGAGCCGGUUACCCUGCCCAGCCUGGGGAUGAGAGUUGGACAAGGCAGCAGCCUCCUUGGAAGGAAGAGAAGCAGCCCGGAUUCAGGCUGACAUCUGCACUUAACAGGACCAAUUCAGACUCUGCUCUUCAUACCAGCGCCUUAAGCACCAAGCCACAGGACCCCUAUGGAGAAGGUGACCAGUCUUCCUGGCCUGCCCAGUGCAUGGGUUUCUGUGAUGGUGAGAAUGAUGGAUUUGGAGAAGUUAUUCCUUUCCCCAGCCCCGUGAAAGAGGAGAAUCUGCUGAACGUUCCCAAGCCACUGCCAAAACAACUGUGGGAGGCCAAGAAGAUUCAGUCCCUUUCAGCUCGCCCUCGAUCCUGUGAUGUGGGAGGUGUCAAUGCCUUUCCACAUAACGGCCAGCAUACAGGACUAGCACCUUUUCUGGGGAACCUAAACACUGGAGGGUCAUUACCAGACUUAACCAGCCUUCAUUCCUCAUCUCCUCUACCUACAUCUUUGGAUCCUGAUGGCCACUGGUUUGGCAGUAUGAGUGUUGGCAAUAGUGUGGGAAAUCUCCCAGCUGCUAUGACUCAUCUGGGGAUUAGAAGCUCUUCAGGUCUUCAAAGUUCUCGGAGUAACCCCUCCAUCCAAGCCACACUGAAUAAAACAGCACUUUCUUCCUCCCUAAAUAUCUGCCCGCAGACAUCUGUUCACAAUGCCUCUGCUCUUCAGCCGUCUCUCCGUCUGUUUUCACUUAGCAACCCUUCUCUUUCUACCACAAGCUUGAGUGGCCCAAGUCGGCGUAGGCAGCCUCCAGUGAGCCCUCUCACACUCUCCCCAGGCCCUGAGACGCCUCGAGUUUUCAGCAGACAGUUUUCCUCCGCCAGCCCUCUGAACCAGGUCCCUGCAGCCCAGGUUGUUCCUUCUGAUCGAAGUCCCCUUUCCUUCCUUCCCCCCGAAGCUCAAACCCCACUACCACCCCCUUAUCCCAUGCCUCAAGAGCUCCCUGAGCACCCCCUGCAGCAACCCAGAGCCCAAGAACAAGCCCAUGCCCAGCAGCCCCAGCUCUCUUCACCACCACAUUCGGAUUUUGAGCUCCUCUCUCCCCAUAGUUCUUCUUUGACCAGCUUUUUCCCAGAUGUGUGCUUUGAACAACAGGCCUUAAGGCAAGGGCCAGCCUUUUCUCAACAGGCAGCCAUGAUGGAGCAGGCUCAGAGAGGGCUGCAGAAUUCCAUUCAGCUGCGACCAAAUUUCCUGUAUUCCGGCUGUGGGAGUUUCCCAAAUACCGUCCUAACUGAAGACACAAAUGCCAGUCUGUUCAAAGACUUCAGUAACACAUUGGCAGGCCUGCCAGAGUCGAACUUUAAUACAGACAGUCUUUUUCCUUUGGAUGAUGAAUUCCAGAUUGAACCCCUGAGCUUGGACGGACUCAACAUGCUGAGGGACCCUAGCAUGGGCUUGCCUGACCCCUCGGUGGAGGAAACAUUUCGAUCUGACCGCCUGUGAGCAGGAGGUUGUGCUAGAGCACCAGACUGUGUCUGAAGCAAAGCUGCAGAAGUGUUCCCUGCCAGCCCUGGAGCCAGCCCCUGGGAUCCAGCAGGCAGGACCAGCUCCUCGUCUUGGAGGCUUCAGGUGGGGCCCAGACACAGCCACCAUCCCUCUGGCGCUGAGGCCACCGGCCGAGGGAGGCCCUGUGUCUGGGGGCAGCUGCUCUGGUGUGACAGAUGCUUCUUUCUGAAGAGCUCCUCAGCACGGCCUCACUCACUGUCAGCACUCCUGGAGCUUCACGGUGGAAAAAUCUUGCAUAGCAGGAGCUGUUGCCAGCCUCAUCUGGUAGUCCCAAGAGCAGUGAGCUCUGAGAAGGGAUUUGGGGCCUGGCGUGCUUCAGGGGGCUCUGUGAAAUGAUUACAUCGGCUUCGCAUUUGGUCUGUGGGACUAUAGCUGGGUAGCGAAUUCUCGGCCAGCUGGAGCUCUGGCAGCCAAAUCCAGGCAGUCUCUGGUGACUAGUAGGUAAUAGCCCAGUGUGCAGAGAACAGCAUUGCUAUUUGAGAUACCGCAAUUCUUAUUCCAAAGAAAGACAGGGAGCCCCACCCCAGGCUUUAACUGGGCAAACUGAAUGUUAAUUUGGCUUCUUUCUCUAUCUCAUUACCCCCUGCUGCUUCCAUAUAUUUUUCACGUGGCACAGGAAAGACAAUGCUAAUGAUCCCUGAGAAAAUGCCCCUAAUACCCAAAUAGCCUGAGGGGAAAAAAGUAGCUGAGGAGAGAAAAAAUGACGGGGUUUGCAGGCCAACUUUGCCAGAGAGUAACUGACUGGAGGGUUGGCAUCCUGAAUCUAAUUCCAUCUCAGCAGCAGGCAGCCCUGGCUAGAGCUGUCUUUUCAUUUCCCGUCCUGUGCCAAGGGUGGCCAUGCCAAUCUGUCUUGCCAGGGGCUAAUCUUCUAAUUCAGUGAUCCCCAAAGACCUCUCCAGCCUUGCUUCCUGCCCACUCUUUUCUGAUCUUUAUUUCUUUACAUCACUUAGCUUGUGGUUAAGUGUGCACAUUAGCAUGUGUCAUUAGGCAGCAGAUUCCUACUUGAGUAAAGCCAACGAGUUCUCUUUGGGGUCACAUUCCACAAAGUGCACUGGGGCACAGGUUUCGGCUAGUAUCCUGAAUGCCUGAGCAUUAUGGGAGCAAGGGCUGGCCCUGUGCAGAAAGAGAAUUGGCACUGCAGAUCAAGUGGGGUGUGAGGGGCUCUGAGAAGGCAUUGCCACAAAAAAUGCUCCCCAUAGAUCUGUGCAGAUAUUGCUUUGAAUUCUGUAAUUAGAUUCACUCCUUUGGGUCAAGAUAUUAUUCUACAUUAAAGCCAUUGGACAUUAAUGUAAAUGUUUUUCCCCUGGGAAAGCUCCUUGAGAGUUGGGAAGUGCAGCAAGUAGGUUUUGAUGGGUCCAGACCCCUUGUACAGUGGCAGAGAUGGGGGUUGAGUGAGCUUCCUCCAUGGGGGGGGCAAAGAAGCCAGGGGUGACUGAGCAUGAGAGCCCUGGACAGAUGGGCAGAGGAAAAGAGGAGCCCUGGAAACCAGAUGGAAGGGUGGCUAGAGCCUCUGACCUUGUUCCCAGCCUCAUCUUUUUGUAGCUGUGCCCAGGUCUAGCAAUAUCACAGAGUCUCCUUGGAAACGACCACGAUUCUACUCACAUUGAAUGUACCAGAGAAUCAUCCCAUCUGUCCUUGUAGGAAAGAUAUCCUAACAUCUUGGAUGGCUCUGCUCUGCAGAGAGGAGACAUCAUUGGCAAACAUGAGGAGGAAGCCCCCUGGCUUCUCCUUAGCCCUCCAGGGCUACAUGAGGCUCCAUCCUCCCUGGCCUGUGCUCCAUCAGAUUACUCAGACACCUGCUGGCCAUGAGGGAAGCCCUCCAGAAAUUUAACUGGGCCUUAGGGCUAGGCAGGUUAAUAAGGAGACUGCCUGGUUUGUAUUCUUCAAAUUUGGGUCCUCAGGGUAUAAUUAUGGUAGUGUGCCUUCCAGCAUAAUUUAAUAACUACUACUAAAUCACCAGUGUGCCUGAAAAAAGCUUGAUCGUUUCUGACACCCUUAACUAAAGAUGGAAGUGACCUGGAACAGUCAACCUCCCUUAGACCUAAUCAAGGCACACCCACAUGUGCACUUACUCAGAUACAGAUGUAUAAAACAAAAAGAUUGCAGUCCAGUGUCCCCCUCCCCACCCUUUCCCAGUUCCUAUGCAGAGUGCCUUUCCCCCAAAGAGGUCCCAGUGCUCCAUGUGGUGGAGACUCAGGCACCCAAGGAGAGCAAGUUUACUGCUCACAGGGCCCGAUUGGGCAAGGUGUGCCUUCCAGAGCAGCUCUUCACUACUUUGUAGAGUCUAAUGGUGAGAAUGUUGCUCAGCACUGAACUCAGCUUGUCCUGAAGUCCAGAUCUUUUCUUUGUAAGAGGUUUGGGGCAUCAUCAAACCUGCCUUCCUUAAACUGUGUGAAGGAUGCAUCACAGAGUCAGCAUGGGUCAGGCUCCCUCAUUUCCCUUCCUGCCUGGGAAGCAGCUGUGUGCUUCACAAUAGACUCUUUGUCAACAUUUAUUUAGGUGGAAAGAAAUCACCUCUUUGGUUAUUCUCACUUACUAGCAGUUAUGGCAUAGAACUGAAAUGUCUUCUAGCUCCCACUCAUUUCUCACUCUGAAGUUGUGGGCUUUUCAGUUGCCCACUGGUAGAAGAGUGCUUGCUUGGUGACUUCAAGAUUAAACCUCCACAGUCUGUAAUUUUCUUUCUUCUAAAUCUACAGUGUAUUAUCUGAAAUAAAAUAUGACAUAUCUGAGCACAUGUGUAUCUUUGAAGACCUUUCUGGCGUUUGUUAUUUUAGUUGGCUCUUGUAAUUUAUGCACAGAUGGUUCUGAGUGUAUCCCAGACACUUCAGAAAGGGACCAUCCCUCCUACUAAUUGGCUUUUCUUUCGGUUUCCUAACUUCUGUGCUCCACAUCCGAUUAUAUUUUUUAAAAAUUGAAAUUUGUAUAAAGUAACUUCCAAGUUUUAUAACGCAUUGUUUUACAUCUUUCAUAAUUAAAAGCAGCACAAUAAAGUUC
Messenger RNA from Trichosurus vulpecula (common brushtail), 4938 nucleotides. It is a transcript of the gene CRTC3, whose product is annotated as CREB regulated transcription coactivator 3. Gene Ontology annotation, biological process: positive regulation of transcription by RNA polymerase II; protein homotetramerization. Bases 13 to 1881 code for a protein of 622 amino acids. The transcript is spliced from 15 exons. NCBI's taxonomy places the organism in Eukaryota, Metazoa, Chordata, Mammalia, Diprotodontia, Phalangeridae. The record is from RefSeq and is a predicted model, not a curated record. Gene Ontology annotation, cellular component: cytoplasm; nucleus. Gene Ontology annotation, molecular function: cAMP response element binding protein binding.